This is a messenger RNA of Aspergillus nomiae NRRL 13137, 1497 nucleotides long. RefSeq names its product cytochrome P450. The record is from RefSeq and is a predicted model, not a curated record. Gene Ontology annotation, molecular function: monooxygenase activity; heme binding; oxidoreductase activity, acting on paired donors, with incorporation or reduction of molecular oxygen. The coding region runs from base 1 to 1497 and encodes 498 amino acids. The transcript is spliced from 6 exons. NCBI's taxonomy places the organism in Eukaryota, Fungi, Ascomycota, Eurotiomycetes, Eurotiales, Aspergillaceae.
AUGGCUGUCCUCCUGUUACUAUCCCUGGCGCUGGUAGCCCUAAUCUCCCUCGUCGCCUACCGUGUCUAUUUCCACCCGCUGGCGCACAUCCCCGGCCCUCCGUUGGCCAAGGUGACCUAUCUCUAUGAAUGGUACUAUGACCUUUACCAGGGUGGCCAGUUCACCUUCCAACUCAAGGAUCUGCAUGAAAAAUAUGGCCCCGUCAUUCGCAUCAACCCGGACGAGCUUCACAUCAAUGACCCCGAUUACUUCGACAAGCUCUUCAACCAGAUUAAUGGCCGUGCUGUGAAGCCCUUGCGCGUCGCCGAGGCCUUUGGGCCAUAUCCAGCAACGAUUGGGACCCAGUCGCAUAACUUGCAUCGCCUGCGACGCAGCGCUCUGAACCCCUUCUUUUCCAAGAAAUCUGUCGACGACCUCGUUCCGGUGAUGUGGCAGCCCAUUAAUAUUCUACGCGAGCGUCUGCAACAAGCUGCGCAGACCGGCGACAUGUUGAAUAUGAAAUAUUUCUACGCCGCCGUCACCUUAGAUAUCAUCAAUGCCUACUGCUUUGCCCAUGAGCCGCAGAAUGUGAUCCAGCCAGAUUUCGGCCGCAAGGGGUUUGACGACGUGGAUAGCUUCUUGGAGGUGAGUCUGCUGAAUAUCCAUAUUCCGUGGGCCAUGCGUUUCACGUAUUCAUUGCCGGACCGCGUCAAUAAGAUCCUGGCUCCUGCCAUGGCAGAUAUUCUAGAUUUCCGUCGGGACUUGUCUCGGCAGGUGGAGGCUAUUCGAAACGGCGAGGAUACGACCUACAAGAAUGCCAGUCAUCGCACUGUCUUCCAUGAGCUUCUAGACAGCAAACUUCCCCCAGUAGAGCUGCGGCGGGAUCGACUGCGUGAUGAAGCGUUUAGCUUGGUGACCGCAGGCUCUGGGACAACAGCCUAUGUGUUGCGUGGCACGGCAUAUCAUAUUGCCGCCAACCCGUCUGUGCGACAGCGACUGCAUGACGAACUCGUGGCCAACAUCCCAGAUCCCCAGCAGUUUCCCACACUGACCACACUCGAGCAGCUGCCCUACCUAACAGCCGUCAUACAGGAGGGACUACGUUUGUGUGAUCCGGUCACCCACCGGAUUAGCCGCCAAUUUCCUGACAUCCAGUUGCUGUGCCGCAGAAUCAUCAUCCCACCCAACACGAUCGUGGGGAUGACCGCCAUGCUCACACAUCUCAACGAGACUAUUUUCCCCGAACCGCACACGUUCCGGCCCGAGCGGUGGUUGGGACCCGACAGCAAGCGGCUGGAACGAUACUUGGUGCCCUUCAAUCGGGGAUCGCGCUCCUGUCUGGGCGUGAAUCUGGCUCGUGCAGAGCUCGUUUUGAUUCUCGCAGCAGUCUUCCGUCAGUUUGAUUUCGAUGUUUCCGCUGUUCGACGGGAGCGCGACAUUGACGUGAGUCGUGAUUAUAUUCUGGGGGCGCAGGCGCGCGACACGCCGGGAAUCUUGGUGACGGUGAGGGAGUGUUAG